AUGGCGUUUCGCGUACUGUUCGGGUUGCUGUGUCUCGGGACGCAGGCAUUCCGAGGUGCGCACGGAACAUCCAGCGGAGCUGACGAAUCCAGCCUGGUCGCUGCUCAAAACGUGGGCGAGAACUGCGAGCAGCACACAACUACGACCAGCCAGUUUGAGGAGUAUUUCGACAUCGAUCGGAUUGGCAACAACCGGACCGAGCAGAACGUCGUCGACUUCACGCUGUUCGUGCAGGUGCGCAACAUGCAGGAGGAGUUGGCGAUCCUGCUGUCCGCCAGCAACCGGUCCCGCCAGCAUCCCGACUACGGCCGGACGUACGAGGUGCGGAUCAGCAACGUGUACACCGUCAUCUACAAGGAAACGCUCCGGAUGUCCGCCCACCACAGCCACAACUUCAACUUCUUCCCGGGCGAGCAGUUUCGGCUGCGCAUCCAAAUCACACGGGCCGGCCACAUCACCGUCUCCGUGCCCGGGCUGCAGAAGUCCCUCAUCCUGACCGUGCACGACGAGCGCCCGCCGAUCGAGGUUUCGUACAUCAGCUUCGGCUCGCGCAUGAACGCCUACCCGGUGACGUUCUACUUCAACUGCGUCGAUGCGGCGCUGGCGGCAACGACGCACCGGAAGCCGCCGGCGGACGACCAGGAGGCGGCCGGUCCGGGCGGUGCACGGGGGCCCCAGCCGGCCUCGCUCCCCACGCGCGACGCGGAGCAGGAUGGGCAGCGCCGACCGACCGACGACGACCGCGACGAGCCGGACGACGAGUCGGGCGAUGGGGGCGGUGACGGCAACGGCCCGCGGCAGGACACCACCGGCGAACAGCCCGCCAAAUGUCCGGUCUGCCCGAAGCCGGAAAAGUGCGAGGUGAUCGUGAAGGCGUGCUCCGACACGUCCAAGGAUCUGCUGAUGCAGGCCUCCGGUACGGACAGCGAGAAGCAAAAGUACUUCUUCUACUUCAACGUUUACCUGAGCAGCAAGAGCGAGAAGGGCACCAAGGUGCCGGUGGCGGACGCCACCAACCAGAUCGCAUAG
This is a messenger RNA of Anopheles marshallii, 1029 nucleotides long. RefSeq lists its product as uncharacterized. The record is from RefSeq and is a predicted model, not a curated record. Lineage: Eukaryota; Metazoa; Arthropoda; Insecta; Diptera; Culicidae. The transcript has 2 exons. Bases 1 to 1029 code for a protein of 342 amino acids.